AUGAAGUGGUCGAUCAUCUUUCUUGUUGCCGCCGGACUUCUCAGUUGUGCCCAUGCUUCUCAGGACUGUUUGGUUGGAAAUCUUCUAGUUCUUGAAAAUUUAAUUGUUUCCAAAUCAGUUGAAUCUAAGUUGUGUCAUGGUUUAUGCAGAAAACAAACCCUACCAUCUUCUGUGGGUCACUUGGUUUCAUUGACAUGUGAAAAUAAUAUUAUGGAUGAACGAGUUCAGUCAUGUUCCAGCAGUGAGCUUGAAGUUUCAUGUUUUUGUAACGGAGACAAGUGUAAUAAAGUAGAGUUGGAGGAAAAUAUUCCCAUUGGGAUAAUGAGAAGUGUUUCAAAAAUAAUCGAAACGGCAAAUCAACUGAUGUGCUACUCUGGACUCCAUUCAGUAUCUCCGUCGAAUACUAUUAGUAUUGGAGCUCAAAUUGCAUGUGACGGACAAUGUGCGUCGUUCUCUGGAUUUGUCAAUGGAAAUAUCACUACUAGCUACAAAUGUGUUCCCAAUUCGAUUUGUGACUCAUUUGGUCUCCACAACAGUUGCCAACACAAUGGCACAUUCACUGUGUGUUGCUGUAACAACGCAAACAACUGUAACAUAGCUUCCACCGGCAUUAUACUGCCACCACCACAGAAAACCACAGAUUUUCCAAUUGCCUGUCAUAGUGGAGUAUAUGUCAAUGGAAUUGCUAUAACACCAGUCACUUUGGAAGUUUGUCAAGGACAGUGUUCAUCCACUUCUUUGAACAGCUCUGCCGAUGGAGUUGUUGCAAGUGCAACAUAUUACGGAUGUGAUGCAACUCCUGUGUGCCAGCAACUGAAUAUGAACAACUUGUGUUCCACUGUCUCUCCGGGAGUCCAAGGAUGUUGUUGCAAUACGGAUGUUUGUUUGGAUCCUGCUUUGAACAAAACAGCUCCCGCAGUAGUUCGUACAUGUUUCACAGGAGUUUAUGAACAAGGUCGAGGUAUUGGAUCUGAAAUGAUCUGCGAAGGAUCAUGCUUCUCAAUGUCCUCGUUAAUCAACGACGAUCCCGUAACAAUUCUUGGAUGCAUCGAAACUAAAUUUUGUCGUCAACUGGAACUUUACAACGAAUGCAACACCGUGGCAGCGGAUCGUGAUAUCACUUCCUGCUGUUGCGACAAUUACAAUAAUUGCAACAUUGAUUUCGCUGGUCUCCAAGGAAAAAUUAACGUCAUUCUGCCUGCCUCUAACCUUCGUGAUUAUCCAAUUUCGUGUUACAAUGGUCUUUUCAUCAACAAUGCACCAGCAUCUGUCAUCGGCUGGCAGUCUUGUACAGGAGUAUGUUCCUCAUUCAGUUUCACUACAAACCUCAAUGGAAAAUCGAAUAAUGCGACAAUGUAUUCAUGUACUACUCCUAGUACAUGUUACCAGCUUGAAAUGAAUAAUAAUUGCACCAAUAUUGAGUCAGGCGUUUCCGGAUGUUGCUGCUCUUCAGAUGCUUGUCUCGACCCAACUGUAGUCCCGCCACGAACUCCAGAGUCGCCGCUGAAAUGCUAUGUGGGCUUUGUAAGCAGCUACGAGUCCAUCAGUUUGGGAUCCGAAGUGUAUUGUAACGGGCAAUGUGCUUCUCUCGAAGGAAUUGUCGGCGGUUAUAAUGUGACAUCAUACCAUUGCGUCGAUGACUCAUUAUGUAAAAGUAUGCAGAUAAAAGACUCAUGUCGUAGACUGUAUGAAGACAGAGCUAUUACAUUCUGUUGUUGUAACAAUGUUGACAAUUGUAACGUGCAGAACACAGAUAUCAUCCCACCACCACUGACACCUUCCGAUGAUUCUAUUGUUUGUUAUUCCGGUCUUUAUGUGGACGGGAGCCCUCUUUCAACGAGUUCAGACACUAAAGAAGUAUGUCAAGGACGAUGCACAUCUAUCCAGUAUACCAGCGCCAUCCAAGGCCAAAUCCACAUUGCAAAACUAUACAGCUGUAGUCCAAAAACUAUUUGCGAGGAACUAGACAUAAAAAAUGGAUGCUACGCCUUGACACCGGGAGUUGUAGAGUGUUGCUGUGACUCUGAUCUAUGCAUGGACCCAACAAAGAACAGAACUAUUCCAUAUACCCCACAAAAAUGUUUCUCUGGUAUCUAUGCUCAAGAAAAAUCCAAUGGAUCGGAAGUGUUAUGUGAUGGAUCAUGCGCCUCCAUAUCUACAACAGUCAACAAUGAUCCAGUGACACUCUUUGAAUGUGUCCAUCCUAAGUAUUGUCAUCAAUUAGAACUGGAUAACUCGUGUGAAACCUUAUUUGGUGAUAAGAAAACAUGCUGCUGUGACAACUACGACAACUGCAAUGUUGAUCUCGCUGGCUUGACUGGAAAAAUCGACACGAGCCAACCGAUUGCAAACCUUUCCAACAUUCCAAUCAGCUGUUACUCUGGACUUUUUGUCAAUGGUCAGCCAAUGUCAACUUUAGGAUGGCAGUUAUGUUUUGGAGAAUGUGCAUCUGUUACUUUCACUACAACAAAUUUUGAUGCUCCGAUGAAUACAACGUCUUACUUCUGUGAUCAAACAAACUGCAACCGAUUAGGAUUAAGCAAUACGUGUUUUUCAAUUCAACAAGGUCUCACUGGAUGCUGCUGUUCUGAUAAUGCUUGCCUUGGUCCGAAUGUCACACCGACUCCCCGUCUGACAACCAUUUCAACAUCCACUGUAUCUCUCGUCACUUCAUCUUCUUCUCCUACUUUUUCUCCAAUUUCUUCUUCUACCCUUCCAUUUGCCUCGACUUCUACACUAACAACACAACCACCUACUCCUGCUCAUCCUCUCAAUUGUUUUGUCGGAAUCCAGUCAACUUAUGAUGCAUUAAGUCUUGGGUCUCAAAUUGCAUGUGACGGUCAAUGUGCUUCGUUCAAUGGAGUCGUCGGAGGUUACAAUGUCACCACUUAUCACUGUCUCUCGAUCCAGGUAUGUGAUUCUCUGAAAAUCACAAACAACUGUGCAAAUCUGGUGGGCUAUGGAAAGCUUAUUGGCUGCUGCUGUAACAGCUCUGACAAUUGUAACGUCAAAGAUCCCAAUUUCAAACCAAAGCCACCAGUAAUUCCUGCUGUACCAGUUUCUUGCUACCAGGGACUUGUCCUCGAUGGUCAAAAGAAUUAUCUAACUAUUCAAGAAUGCAAUGGACUUUCUGGAUGUUGUUGUAAUACCGAUGGCUGUUUGAACCCGUAUACUGAUUCCUGGCCGGGACCUGUGAAUUGCUACGUGGGAGUUUAUGCUUCUGACAACAAAACCAAUUACGGAGCCACUGUACCAUGUGAUGGUUACUGUGGAUCUAUGGAGAUAACUAUCGAAAACACUUUUUACAAGUCUUAUCAUUGUGUGCCAAGGUCUGUUUGCAAAUCGCUCAAUUUGGUUAACAAGAAAAACCCAAUAUCUACGGAUAAAAACGUCACUGGUUAUUGCUGUACCGCUGGAUCGAACUGUCACGUCACGGAGCCAGCUGUAAACACAACAAACUUGAUAUCACCGGAAAUUGCACACCCCAACUUAAUUGCAUGUCGCUCUUCAAUAUAUCUGAAUGAAGUUGCGAUCACGCAAGAUAGUUACAGCCUUUGUCAUGGACAGUGUGCUACAGUGUCCUACACAUCUCUUUUCAAUUCAUCCAAGAGUAUUUUGACUCUCUACACCUGUGAUACAACAUUUGUCUGCGAUUCUUUCGGUUUAUCUAACUCUUGCUCCGAGAAAACUUCGGGUUUUUCUGGAUGUUGUUGCACUACCAAUAACUGUGUCGGACCACACGUGUCACCAACUCCGCCCAGUGGAUCGUCGUUUGGAAUUUCUAUUUUCAUUGUUGUAAUUGUGAAUGUCUUGUUUUUCACUAUUAAUAACAGUUUCUAA
This is a messenger RNA of Caenorhabditis remanei, 3840 nucleotides long. RefSeq lists its product as uncharacterized. The record is from RefSeq and is a predicted model, not a curated record. The transcript is spliced from 6 exons. Lineage: Eukaryota; Metazoa; Nematoda; Chromadorea; Rhabditida; Rhabditidae. Bases 1 to 3840 code for a protein of 1279 amino acids.